Cylicocyclus nassatus is the source of this 408-nucleotide messenger RNA. The record is from the annotation of a GenBank genome assembly. Lineage: Eukaryota; Metazoa; Nematoda; Chromadorea; Rhabditida; Strongylidae.
AUGGAGGCGAAAGAAGUCAACAACAAGAAAGACGGAUGGUACGACAAGAGCCAGACAAGAUCUCUUGUGGGCUUCAAAUGUAUUGUCGUCCUCCUGUUUCUCUCUGCCAUUACGCCCGCAUAUGGCCAGUAUUUGUCGGACAAGGGGGUGUACCAGCAACAGCCUAUGCUUGUGCAACCGAUAAGAUGUGAUUGUCCGACAUUCGGCCUCGCAGACGCUUUUGCACACGCCAGGAACUUCCUUCUUCUUCUCAUUUCAUUUUUCUAUCAAUACCGCUCUGCUAAACAGAACCGUGAUGGCAACAACAACAACGCCCGCCAGGACCCAAUUGCGCCCCCGCAGAAUGCACUGAUUUAUCACCAGCUUCCUGCACUGAUGCCCAAGAAUACGAACCCCUUCGUGCCUUAG